UGCACAGCGCUUGACAUCCAGCGGGUCCUCAGCAAACGGCUUAAGGAGGCAGCAAGGUUACAGUUACUUCUGGAGGAGGUGGCAUGGGGGCUGCAAAAUGUGCGGCGAGUGCCGGGUGAUAAUGUCUAGCAAAGCCCCCGCUAGGCAGAGGGGCAGCCGACCGCCCCCAGCCGCUCAGCGAGUCUCGAGUUUUCCCAGAAACCCUGGCAUCAGGGACUUCCCAGAAGCUCCUUACGGGACCCCGCCCAGGGAUGUCGCCGCCACCACCUACUGCAAGCGAAGCGGAUGCACCGCGCGACUUUCCCGCAGCCACUACCGGGGCCAUAGCGAGGUCACGACGGCUCGAGCGCAUGCGCAGCCUGCACGCACGCACGCGGCGUGGCCCGCCCCGCCCACCCCGAGGCGGGGCCGUGAGGCCUGGGCUCCGCCCCGGAGCGUCCGGCCCCGCCCCGGGCCCCGCCUCCGGCUCCUUGGGACCUCCGGGAGCCGGCGAAACCCGCUGAGAGCGCCUGGGCGCUUUAAGGACCGGGCGGGCCCGGGGGCGGCGGCCCCAGGAGCGGUUGCCGCGGGGACGGGGCGGAGACGAGGCCCGAGGGCGGAAGUGGGAAAGUUGCGGGCGUCCCGAGGCGAGUUGGCGGAGCUGUGCGCGCGGCGCGGCGAUGGGGGGCUCGGGCAGUCGCCUGUCCAAGGAGCUGCUGGCCGAGUACCAGGACUUGACGUUCCUGACCAAGCAGGAGAUCCUCCUGGCCAGCUUCUGGCUCCUUCCCCAACGUUUUCACGCUUCCAGGAUCCCUAGAGUCAGUGCCCAGCACAUAGCAGGCCCUCAGUAAAUACUUAUUGCAAGAGUGGACUUCCAGCCUGUACUGGCUGUGACGUACCUCCCUUUGGCUUACUGUUGUUUGAUGACUCCAAAGUUCUGUGUAUGUGGCUUAGCUCCUUACCCAGUUUAUGAUGGGUAGUAAGGCAAGGAGUGGUGGUCGGGUGUGGUGGCUCACGCCUGUAAUCCUAGCACUCUGGGAGGCCGAGACGGGCAGAUUGCUGGAGGUC
Messenger RNA from Microcebus murinus (gray mouse lemur), 1047 nucleotides. Lineage: Eukaryota; Metazoa; Chordata; Mammalia; Primates; Cheirogaleidae. The record is from RefSeq and is a predicted model, not a curated record.